This is a messenger RNA of Melopsittacus undulatus (budgerigar), 1757 nucleotides long. Its product is annotated as solute carrier family 22 member 6-A-like. Gene Ontology annotation, cellular component: membrane. Gene Ontology annotation, biological process: transmembrane transport. Gene Ontology annotation, molecular function: transmembrane transporter activity. The record is from RefSeq and is a predicted model, not a curated record. Lineage: Eukaryota; Metazoa; Chordata; Aves; Psittaciformes; Psittaculidae.
AAUGUUGCCCGAAUCCUCCGGUUGGGAUCAGCUGAGACGGGAACGGGAACAGGAACAGUGCCUGCGGGCGAUGCCGUUCGGGGCUGUCCUGGUGCAGGUGGGAGCCCUGGGCCGGUUCCAGCUGCUGCAGACGGUGCUGCUGGUGCUGCCCCUGCUGCUCAUGGCCAGUCACAACCUGCUGCAGAACUUCACUGCCGCUGUCCCCCCCCACCGCUGCCGACCGGCCCCUACCAACGGCAGCCGGGGGGGGGGCAACGGCACCGGCGGCACCGUCGGGUCCUGCCUGCGGGACACCGGGAACGGCAGCACCGAGGGAUGUGCUGAUGGAUGGGAGUAUGACCACAGCACUUAUGUGGCUACCAUUGUGACUGAGUGGGACCUGGUCUGCAGCUACCGGCAGCUCCGGCAGAUGGCCCAAUCCAUCUACAUGGCCGGGGUCCUGGUGGGGGCCCUUGUCCUGGGGGGCCUCUCAGACAGGUUCGGGCGCAAGGCCAUGCUGAUGUGGUCCUACCUGCAGCUGGCAGUGAUGGGAACCUGCACUGCCUUUGCCCCCAACUACGCGACCUACUGCGUCCUGCGCUUCGCUGGGGGCAUGGCCCUAUCCGGCUUCGGGCUCAGCAUCGCCUGUCUGGUGGUGGAGUGGAUCCCCACAUCUCACCGCGCUGUCACCGUGGCCAUCACCGGCUUCGCCUACACCCUGGGCCAGAUCCUGCUGGCUGGGGUGGCCUUUGCUGUGCCCCAUUGGCGUCAUCUGCAGCUCACUGUGUCCCUGCCCUUCUUUGGGUUCCUGCUCUACUCCUGGUGGCUGGCCGAGUCCGCGCGCUGGUUGGUGCUGUCAGGCAGGGCCGAGGCAGCCGUCAGGGUCCUGCAGCGCGUGGCCAGGAUCAAUGGAAGGAAAGAGGAAGGGGAGAAGAUCACAGUGGAGAUCCUGAGGUCCCACAUGAAGGAGGAGCUCGCAGGGCUCAAGGCCUCCUACAGCAUCUCUGACCUGGUCCGGACACCCGUCAUCAGACGCAUCUUCUGCUGCCUCUCCAUUGUCUGGUUCUCCACCAGUUUCUCCUAUUACGGGCUGGCCAUGGACCUGCAGAACUUCGGGGUCAGCAUUUACCUCAUCCAGGUGAUCUUUGGGGCUGUGGACUUCCCAGCCAAGGUGGUGGUGACCAUCUCAUUGAGCUACAUUGGCCGGCGCCUGUCCCUUGCGGUCGCGCUCUUCGUGGCAGGCUUGGCCAUCAUCGCCAACAUCUUCGUGCCCACAGAUCUGCAGACCCUGCGCACGGCGCUGGCAGUGCUGGGCAAGGGCUGCCUCUCAGCCUCCUUCAACUGCGUGUUCCUCUACACCACCGAGCUCUACCCCACCCCUAUCAGGCAGACGGGGCUGGGCUUCGGCAGCACCAUGGCGCGUGUCGGUGGCAUCGUGGCUCCGCUGGUGAAGAUGCUGGAUGAGUCCUACCCCCUCCUGCCCCCCGCGGUCUAUGGGGUGUUCCCAGUGGUGGCGGCCGCGGUGGCCGCGUUCCUGCCGGAGACACUCAACAUGCCCCUGCCGGACACCAUACAGGAGGUGGAGAGCAGGGCCAAGCGGAAGCCCAAGGAAGACCCCAAGGAGAAGAUCCCAUUGGAGCCGCAGGAGAAGGUGCUGCAGAAGGAGCCCUGAGGGCCCAGGGGGGUGCUGGGACACAGCUCCCUGCACCCCCAAUGGGACCCCCCACCCCCAUAUAGGGAUGGGGAUGGAGGAGUCCUGGGGGCAAUAAAGCAGCUCU